Seriola aureovittata is the source of this 4152-nucleotide messenger RNA. Its product is annotated as ceramide-1-phosphate transfer protein-like. The transcript has 5 exons. The record is from RefSeq and is a predicted model, not a curated record. Gene Ontology annotation, molecular function: ceramide 1-phosphate transfer activity; ceramide 1-phosphate binding. Gene Ontology annotation, cellular component: cytoplasm; membrane; cytosol. NCBI's taxonomy places the organism in Eukaryota, Metazoa, Chordata, Actinopteri, Carangiformes, Carangidae. Gene Ontology annotation, biological process: intermembrane lipid transfer; ceramide transport. Bases 819 to 1844 code for a protein of 341 amino acids.
GUGGAACCAGACUUGAAGAACAUUACAAUGUGUGGAGUGUCUUAAGCGUCAGUUCCUCUAGUGUCCACUAGAUGGUGCUCCAAAGUAAAUGGCAAAACCUCCAACUUUCUUCAACAGAGUUUACCACUUGAAGUCAUGUUCUCACUUCCUGCUUGCUCAUGGACUCGCCUCAUCUUUCAAGGCGUGACAUUUACUUUUCAAAAUUAUUGGAAAUUUUGUUUGUUAGAGGCUGUUAAAAACCAUAAAUAUUGCACAAUACAAGAUGUUCUUGUCUGUGACAUACAGUUGAGACUACCUUUUAUAAACCUAUUUACCAACUACAAAGAGACACAGAAUUAGUACUGACACAGAAUGACCAAGUUUAUCAUAUUGCAUAAACAAAGUAACUGUUAAUAUGUUUAUUACUGCAGAGAACCGGAGCUUUAAAUGUGAGUCUUGAUAAAUUUUUAUUAAUUUGCCAAGUUCAGAUGUUUCUGAACGCGCCCCUGAACAAAGUCACACUCCAGGCUUCAGGACGUCCCGUCAGAGCUCAAAUGCAUCAGAUUUCUGUUUGUGACAGAACAGGCGGAGCUAAGCUUCCUGCAAGACGAAGGUCAAGUGCGAAGGUCGUCCUGAGAUAUGUGUGUGUGUGUGUGUGUGUUUGUACCUGUGGGAGGGAUCGAGCAAACAACCUUUAACCCCAACAAAAGAGAGAGAGAGAGAGCAUGUGAUGAUCAGUGACAGCUUGUAAACAAUGUGUUUGGUUUCCCCCGUGUGUGAGUGAGGCGUCACAGGGAACGAGUGUGUAUUUGUGUGUUUUGGGGCACGUCGUGGUCGCCAUGGUUUUCCUCAGACGGACAAUGCUGCUUCGUUACUUGCUGCUGUCGGCCAUGUUGGCUCUGCUUCUCUUCAUCAGCUCCUUCUGGCUACCUCAGGGCGGAGUCAGAGACUGUGGCAGCGCCUGGCAGCCAUGUUUGAUUUUUUACCACCAAACACCCAAGCCUUCAUUGGUCCCUGAGGAGUGGGCGGAGCCUGGUGGAGCCCUGCCCCUCAUAAAGGAGUGUCCCGGCCAGUCGUUUCAGGCCUGGCGUCUGCUGCUGCAUUUAAAGUCCAGUCUGACGGACGAAGACGACAUCCUGCUGGAGCCGUACCUGCAGGGCUGGGACCAGCUCCUCAAUUUCAUGGAGUCUCUCGGGACGAUGGUCAGUUUCUUCUCUCAGAAGGUGAAGGAAAAGGUGGUGCUGAUACGAGACCUGUCACUCAAACACAGUGCAGAGGCUCAUGGGAAUCGCGGUCCUGCUGACAACUCUAGACUACAAACUCCAGCAUCUUUUGGACUAAAAACCGGGGUGAGUCAAAAAAAAAAGAGAGUCACAAAACAUGUCUGGAUAUUUAAAAAAAAUAGUUUGGAAGUGAGUUUCCUGAUUUUUCCUCUUGAGGUGUAUCGGUCGGUUCGGUCCAUGGUGGAGGCGGAGCUAAAAACGGGCAUGGUCAACUUCUCCCGGCGAACAGAUUCGGGCUGCAGAACGCUGCUGAGGCUGCAUCGAUCUCUGCUGUGGUUGAAGCUGAUGUUGGAGGGUUUGGCUGAAGGACCGGACGCAGAUGGACGGUUCAAAACGCCCGGGGAGCUGAGCAGAGACGCCUACAAGGUGGCGUUGGCCCCCCACCACCAUUGGGUGCUCCGUCAGGCCGCCGAGCUCGUCUUCCUCGCCCUACCGGACAGACAGUAUUUCCUGCAGCUGGUGUGUGUCCAGGAGCAGCAAGAGGCUGCGCCCGUGCUCCGCAUCAUCAUCCACGCCCUGGCGCUGGUGCACGCACAAACUCAACGGAUACUUGCCGAACACGACAUGCUGGAGCUGCCAUGACCGACAACAACACGAUGGUACAAACAAGAGGCAAAUGCUAGUUCUUUGGAUCUCAACACUGUAAAAAAUCUACAGUUUGAAGGAGUCGAAGGAUGUGCUGAUGCUUUACAAGCUUCUUACUUUCCCAUAAACGUUAUAAAUGUGAGUUAUUUUUCUUAAGGAGUUGAGCUGUACAAAAUAAGAUAACGGCAUUUACAUUUUCUUUACAGAAUGUAGUUUAUUAUGGUCACAGUUGCUAUAGCAACAAGCAGACUCGCAUUUUUUUUUAUAGUGAAGUACGUGUUAGCGGUUUGCUCUUCAGUUUGCUGCAGACAUAAAAAUGUAAAACCAGGAUAUUCACUGUUAAAAGUUUAAUAAUACCUGUUGAGGAAAGCAUGCACUUUAAGGCACCACAUGCUGCAUUCAGGACCACGUGGGAUUUGGAAGCACUCUCAUCAAAAUACCAAACUGUUUACAAAUGAGGAAUUAUUGCAGAGUUCAAGGGCUGAUUAAGUGAAAUUAACUUACUCGGUUGGAGGAAGCGUCCCAUAUCCCACUCACCCUGAAUGCAACAUUAGUUACAAUGGAAUGUGAAUUAAGAAACAUUGAACAAAUUAAUCCAAAUGUACCCGAAGAAACACUAAAAAUAUCAGCUGUAGAGUUUCAGACUUGAACUUCACCAUCUACACAACAAAGUUUAACAAGUUUUUAUGUUUGAGUGAUUUUUACAUGAGCUGAAAGCAGUAAACACAACAUUAAGUACAACACAAUCUAUACAGUUGAUAGAUACGGUACUUAUUAACUAAAAGUUUAAGAGCAGAAGAAAACGUUUGUUCAUACAGCUACAGGUUUGGAAUCAUAACAGUAUUUAUUACAUUAAACUGACUUUUUAAAAGUUGGAAUCAUUAAAACUUCACUUUUUUUGUUGAUUAUUUUCCACAAACCACUGACUGUAUAAAACGUCACAUUGUUUUGUCGAAACAAAAGUUAUUUAAUCCAAAUUAAAUAAAAGAAAAGCAACAAUUUUGCUCAAAAGUCAGAUUUUAGUAACAGUACCAAAACAAAUAAUUAUUAAAACUGAAUUAAUUUUGUUUUGUUAAUUAAUCAAUGACUUGUUAACGUAUGUUUUUCAUUAGGGUUUGAAAUCGCUCAAAAGCUUUAAAUUCUAAUGCCAAUACUUAAAUUUUUAGAAUUGUUGUAUGGAAUAAUUAAUUAUCACUUAGUAAUUAUCAAUUAUGUCAUUAUCAUUGAUUAUUAGCAAAUUUUGUUUAGUUUCCCAUUUUAUUUCUAAAUAAGGGCUUUUAAUUUUGGUAUUGAUUCCACAACAAAUUUCAGUAAUAGCUUGUUUACAUAUGUUCCUUAGUAGUGCCAGUCAUUUUUAUCUAGUUUACCUUUUUAUUUUUAAAAAAGCAGGGCUGGUUAUUGUUUCACAUUUCCAAUACGAUACCUGAAGUUUGGUAUUGAUUCCACAACUAAUCGAUUGUUUCAGCAAUUCUUUGAUUUUAUUUUUUAUUUUAACCCACGAGUAGGGCUGGAUGAUUAUUUGACAUUUUUCAAUACCAAAACAAAUGUUCUUUGUUUUUUCUGUCAGUUGAUUCAUCGAUUAUUUAUCGAAGCACUUUUGUUGUUUUGUUUUUCAAAAACUGUGACCGAGUGUCGUAUGACGUUUUUCAACACCUGAAUUUCUGCAUCAACAGCAAAACAAUACCUAAGAAUAUGAACAUGUUUUUUUACAAAAACAUUUUCUUUUCAUUUAAAGGUGCUAUUUGUAAGUUUUAGAUAUUGCUACAGAGCUAGCAUUAGCAUUAACAGCUACUUACCAGUGUGGAAGAGACGAUGUGAGUUCAGCAUUAAACGUCUUGUAAUUCCACUUUCUGAGUCCCUGUAGCGUCCAGUCAGUUAGAGGACGGAGAAGCAGCUGCUCAGAGGACGUAUUGUAACUUCCUGACUUGUAAACGCAACGAUGGCUGAAGCUCCUGUUAUCACCUUUAAUAACACCUGCUUCCAGAAAGAAAACUUAGAUACAGCACCUUUAACAAAAGUGAAAUGUUGAAACACGAGAAGCCGUACGCGAGAACUUUGUCUACAUGAAGAGUAACGAAAGAAGAGUGUCAGUGUUCGGCACUUUGACCGACAGGGUUCAGCUUUGUGUCCCGAUUCAGGGGCUUCAUCCUUCAGAGGCUUCAUCUCAAGACCGACUGCAUCACAGCGGCGCGACUACACCGACGUAUCCCAAGAUUCAGUGCGCCGUCUGAGAAUUACACUGUGUAAUGUAAGAAUUGUGUUUCAGCUCCGUUCAACAUUACAACUGUUUAAAACAAAAAAGUUU